AUGGACGCGCAGUUGCUUGCCGCCAAAUACAACGAUUACCUCAUAAACCCGGUUUUGAGAACACAAAGGUUAUCGGCAGAAACAAUACGAGAACAAUAUCCAGAAGCGUACAAUGCGCAGAAGAAACGGGUUGAAAUGAGGGAAAGAGGAAUAUUCGUGUCUUCUGAUGAUAGUGAACUGGAACACACAUACUUCGAGAAAAUCGACGCUCAAGUUCGGCCGUAUGUCUGCAAAUGUGUGGAAAGUGUGAAACUCCGGAAACUCCAAGGAGCUCUUCAGGAAGAUCAGCUGAGAAGAUUGAAAUUAAAGUAA
Messenger RNA from Ostertagia ostertagi, 312 nucleotides. The record is from the annotation of a GenBank genome assembly. Lineage: Eukaryota; Metazoa; Nematoda; Chromadorea; Rhabditida; Trichostrongylidae.